Molecule: messenger RNA, 3682 nt
Organism: Triplophysa rosa
Lineage: Eukaryota; Metazoa; Chordata; Actinopteri; Cypriniformes; Nemacheilidae
Gene: pold1
Product: polymerase (DNA directed), delta 1, catalytic subunit
Exons: 27
Coding region: 206-3523 (1105 amino acids)
Biological process (GO): nucleotide-excision repair, DNA gap filling; DNA-templated DNA replication; base-excision repair, gap-filling
Cellular component (GO): delta DNA polymerase complex
Molecular function (GO): nucleotide binding; DNA-directed DNA polymerase activity; DNA binding
Source: RefSeq, a predicted model, not a curated record
GAUAUCGUUGCUCACGCAGCCGAUUCACUUCCUGGAUUUCGACCAAUUGCAUUGUUCCGUUGAUUCUACGCAAUUUUGCCGGGAAAACGGAAAUCGCCGCCCAUGUCCGGUGAAUAUUGAAAUUCAACAGUGAAGUGGCGGGAGAUCUGUCAAGUUCAUGCAUGGAGCAAUAGAGCUAAAUCUGGAAUAAAAGGGCUGCUUCACAAUGGACUUCAAACGCCGAAAUGGGGGCCCUGCGAUGGGUGGGGCCUCACAGGCCAAAAAAGGCAAAACGAGCACUGAAUGGGAGGAUAGUCCCUCCCAGUUUGAGGAGGAACUCGCUCUAUUUGAUGAAAUGGAGAUGGAGGUUGAGUCAGGGGAGGGGCAGGCAGGUCAUGAUGUCACUCCAGUGGGUGACUUAUUCUCUGCUGAUCUUAAUCCACGUUGGAAACGACCUCAGGCACCUGCUCUUCAGCCGAAUUCAGACACACUCAUCUUCCAACAGAUAGACCUGGACUACUACCUCGGAUCUGCAGUAGCAGGUAUGCCAGGGCAGGUUCAAGGAAAAGUGCCAAUAGUCCGCAUGUUUGGUGUGACAGACAGUGGCAACAGUGUGUGCUGUCAUAUUCAUGGAUUCGCCCCAUACUUCUAUGUUCCUGCACCAAACGGUCUUACAAAUGCGCACUUGGCUGAGUUUCAGAGAGAACUGAACUCUGCUGUGCUGAAAGACAUGCGGUCCAACAAAGACAACAUGGCCGUCACUGUGCUGGCAGUGGACAUCACCAUUAAAGAGAGUAUGUAUCAUUACCGUGGAAACCGCCCUCAAGACUUUCUGCGCAUCACCAUGGCGAUGCCACGACUGAUUGCGCCGGCGAAGCGAAUCCUGGAGCAGGGCUUUAAAUUUGCCAACUUUGCCACUCAGAGCUACAAGGGCUUUGAGGCCAACAUCGACUUUGAGAUCAGGUUCAUGGUGGACACCGAUGUGGUUGGCUGCUGCUGGAUUGAGCUUCCUAAAGGAAAGUACAAAGUGAGAGAAGAGAAAACUGAAGGUCAGACAGACUCACGGUACCCAGGGAAGGUGUCUCUGUGUCAGUAUGAGGUGGACGUGGCGUGGAAUGAUCUGAUCAGUCAUCCAGCUGAAGGAGAUUGGCAGAGGAUCGCUCCUCUAAGAGUGCUCAGUUUUGACAUCGAGUGUGCAGGCAGGAAAGGUGUGUUUCCUGAGCCAGAGGUCGACCCAGUGAUUCAGAUCGCCUCUAUGGUGCAGCGUCAAGGAGAGAAAGAGCCGUUUAUCCGGACUGUUUUCACUUUACAGAGCUGUGCCAGUAUAGUGGGCUCUCAGAUUCUCUGUUUUACUCAGGAAAAACAGCUACUGCAGAGCUGGGCAGAGUUUGUGAGGACGGUGGAUCCUGACAUCAUCACUGGCUACAAUAUUCAGAACUUUGAUUUUCCAUACCUUCUUAAUAGAGCUGCAACCCUAAAGGUCAAUUUUUUUCCAUAUUUGGGUCGUGUGCGAGGCAUUAAGUCAGUUCUAAAAGAUUCCAGUUUUCAGAGCAAGCAGAUGGGUCGCCGAGAGAACAAAACUGUCAAUAUAGAGGGACGUGUGCAGUUUGACCUUCUGCAGGUGUUGCUGAGGGAUUAUAAACUUCGUUCUUACACACUUAACGCCGUCAGUUUCCAUUUUCUGCAAGAGCAGAAGGAGGAUGUGCAGCAUUCAAUCAUUACAGACCUACAGAACGGGAAUGAGCAAACCCGGAGGCGUCUGGCUGUAUAUUGUCUAAAGGAUGCGUACUUGCCCCUGCGUUUACUGCAGAAGUUAAUGUGCGUCAUUAACUACAUGGAAAUGGCCAGAGUUACUGGAGUGCCCCUGACCUACCUUCUGUCUCGUGGACAGCAGAUUAAAGUGGUUUCACAGCUCCUCAGACAGGCUAUGAAGCAGGAUCUGGUCAUGCCAGUGGUGAAAACCGAGGCUGGUGAGGACUACACUGGAGCCACCGUCAUAGAGCCAGAAAAAGGAUAUUACAGUGUUCCUAUAGCAACUCUUGAUUUCUCCUCCCUGUAUCCCUCCAUUAUGAUGGCUCAUAAUUUGUGUUACACUACACUUCUGCAGAAAGGUCAAAUUGAGAAACUGGGUUUGGGGCCCGAAGACUUCAUUAAGACCCCUACAGGUGACCUGUUUGUGAAGAGCUCUGUGAGGAAGGGACUUCUACCUGAGAUCCUGGAAAACCUACUGAGCGCCAGGAAAAGGGCGAAGGCGGAGCUAAAGAAAGAGAAGGAUCCCUUUAAAAAGCAGGUGCUGGAUGGAAGGCAGUUGGCUUUGAAGAUCAGUGCGAACUCGGUGUAUGGGUUCACAGGGGCUCAGGUGGGCAAACUGCCCUGCCUGGAGAUUUCACAGAGUGUCACAGGCUUUGGUAGACAGAUGAUUGAAAAGACCAAACAGCUAGUGGAGUCAACAUACACGAUUGCUAAAGGUUACCAGGCGGAUGCGAAGGUCAUUUACGGAGACACAGACUCCGUCAUGGUGAAACUGGGUGUGGCCACAGUACAGGAAGCAAUGAAUCUGGGAAAGGAGGCAGCUGAGUGGGUUUCUUCACACUUCGUACCACCAAUUAAAUUGGAGUUUGAAAAGGUGUAUUACCCCUAUCUGUUGAUCAAUAAGAAGCGGUACGCAGGGCUGUAUUUCUCUUCCAGCGCUGAACAGCAUGAUAAAAUGGAUUGUAAAGGAAUUGAGACAGUCAGACGAGACAACUGCCCUCUAGUGGCCAACCUUAUAAACACAUGCCUCCAAAACAUCCUCAUUGACAGAGACCCCGAUGGAGCAGUGUCUCAUGCUAAAGAGGUCAUCUCUGACCUCCUGUGCAACCGUAUCGACAUCAGUCAGCUGGUCAUAACUAAAGAGCUCACACGUACCGCGCAGGAGUACGCUGGCAAACAGGCUCAUGUCGAGCUCGCUGAGAGAAUGAAAAAGCGUGACGCUGGCAGCGCUCCACACCUCGGAGACCGAGUUCCGUAUGUCAUCAUCAAAGCAGCAAAAGGGGUGGCGGCUUACAUGAAAUCAGAGGACCCCAUUUAUGUGCUGGAGAAUAACAUCCCUAUAGACACGCAGUACUACUUGGAACAGCAGCUGUCUAAACCUUUACUGCGUAUCUUUGAGCCCAUACUGGGCGAGAGUAAAGCUGAGAGUGUGUUACUGAAGGGAGAUCACACACGAUGUAAGACAGUCCUGACGUCUAGGGUCGGUGGCCUCAUGGCAUUCGCUCAGAAGCGAAGCACUUGCAUUGGGUGUAGAGCUGUACUUAAAACCGAUGUGGCUGUGUGUGACUUCUGCAAAAAGAAAGAGUCAGAGCUGUAUCAGAAAGAGAUUGCUCAUCUAUCAACUCUGGAGGAGAAGUUCUCCCGUCUAUGGACUCAGUGUCAGCGCUGUCAGGGUUCACUACAUGAAGAUGUGCUGUGUACCAGUCGAGACUGUCCUAUCUUUUACAUGAGGAAGAAGGUACAGAAAGAUUUGGAUGACCAUUCAAUGCUGAUCUCUCGUUUUGGCUGGUGAGAGAGAUUUCACAUCUUUCUCCGUCUUUAUUUGAAUUCCUUUGUAAUAUUCUUACCUCAGAGACCAAAUUGUAAAGAAUCUACGCGUUUUCUAGUGGUUGAAAAAAAUAAAGUGCAUUUUGUAAAAUUAUGUUUUCUUUGUCAACGUUGUAAUUCAUGG